Molecule: messenger RNA, 2472 nt
Organism: Acanthoscelides obtectus
Lineage: Eukaryota; Metazoa; Arthropoda; Insecta; Coleoptera; Chrysomelidae
Source: the annotation of a GenBank genome assembly
AUUUGGAAAGUCACAUUAUCAGAGUUCAUGACGGCGCGAAACCGUAUAAUUGUGAUGUUUGCGGUGAAGCAUUGGCUUCUAGAAGUACUCUGACGGUUCACAAAAGAAUACAUACCGAUGAAAAACCUUAUGCCUGCACUUUCUGCGAGAAACGGUUCAGACAAGGGCCUCCGCUGAAGCUUCAUAUGAGAAUCCAUACAGGAGAGAUGCCUUACCAGUGUGUAGUUUGCACAAAAAAGUUUAAAGUUAAAGUUUCCUUGAGGACCCACAAAUGCCGAGGACCGGCCAGUGAAACAAAUGCAAAAUAAAUAAAAAAUCUGCUUGCUAUGUGAUGUUCAGAUUGAAAUUAAAAAUCGAGGGCUAUACUUACGAGCUGCAUGUAGCCAAAGAUUCUCCUGAAGUCCUCAUCCAUUUGAAGUGUGAAAAAUGCUUGCAGGAGUUCGAGUCUAAGAACGACCUCAUUGCCCAUAUGAAAAAGCAUCAUCCCGGAUUGUAUCUUUAUAACGAACGCGACAAGACGUUCUCGCUACCAUGCCUUCUAAACCAGUACAACGAAGAUAUGCACACUAACAGUACAAAUAUCUCGCAAAUCGAAAUAGUGGAAGAAUCCGCCGACGACUCGCCUAAGAACCAGUUUGAAGAGAUUUAUGAAUCUAAGCUCGAUGCAGAAGUCCAUCAAAGUAAAGCGAUAGUAAAAACAAUCACCAUACCUUCUGGUGCAAAAAACCAAUCUAAAGAACUUACACGCAAAUUUGAAAUUCAAAUAGUGAAUGAUAGCGACAGUACAUGCUCAGGUGGAACCAAGUCACUAAAACAAUGGCAGUGUGAAGAAUGCUCGAUCCUUUUUAACAGUAAGCAGCGUUUGGUUAACCAUAGAUGCGUACUACCUCAAGACCAAACCCAGUUUAAGUGUGAGGUGUGCCCAAAAGUGUUCCAGACUAAAAGACAACAGCUUGAUCACAAGAGAUCGCAUCGUCCCAAAACAGAGCAGUGCGACGAAUGUGACAAGGCCUUCCAACUACCGUGUCUCCUCAGGAAACAUAAAGAAUACGCCCACAGUAACACCCCACAUAUCUAUAAAUGUGCCACAUGCCAACGCGAGUUCAAAUCAGAAUACCUGCUGACAUGCCACGACAAGCGCAUGCACCUAAAUGAAUAUAACUUUUACUGCGCGAAUUGUGGCAAAGGUUUCGGUUGGAAGGCGAGACUACGAGAUCACAUACAAGAGCAACACCAGAGGCAUCCAUUUCGUUGCGAUAUUUGCGGUGAAAAGUUUGUGAAGCGUGCUCAUCUGAAGUCGCACCAAGAGGAACACGAGGACAAACAGUUCAAGUGUCCGUGUUGCCCGGCAGUUUUCAAAUCGAAACGAAAACUCAAAGUGCAUACGUACAGUCACAAAUACCAUGCUAGUCUGGAGCAUAUUUGUGAUAAAUGCGGCAAGGCUUUGUCUUCGCCGUGGACUCUCAAGAAACAUAUGGAGACGCACCUGGACGUGAAGCCGUUUCAGUGUGAUGUUUGUGGUAUGACGUUUUCUACUGUCACGUAUUUAAAGAUCCACAACAGGGUGCAUACGAACGAGAAACCAUAUGCUUGUAAGUACUGUGGUUGGCGCUUCAGACAGCAGCCGAUACUUAAUGUUCACUUGAGAAGACACACGGGAGAAAAACCGUACGGCUGUCAAGUUUGUUCUAGAUGUUUUAUCACCAGAACUUUGCUGAACAGACACGUGUGUCGUGGACCGACCGCAGAGUCUAGUGAGAACCCAGAGAAUCUGUGAAGCAGGAAUCGCUUAGGUUAUUUUUACCAUUUUUUUAUUUAAUACGCUUGUAUUGUAAGAACUUUUAAAUACAGUUUUUUUAAAACAAAAUCUUUGAUAUAUUCCGUACUGGCUAAGCUGAAUCUAUUUGCUUUCCAUCUCUAUGACCAUGACCAACCGCAUACAACGCUGUUUUGUGUUUGUUAGCAAUCAUCAGUACGAUAUACGUCUAGUCGAAAGCCAAAACAGUUAAGAUUGUUUCUAUAGACUUUUGCAAACCACGCUUUUGCUGGUUUUGAGAAUUUCUUGUUUUCCGGUUGAUUGACGAAUCGUCCUGUUAAAGAUGUAUCAAGCUUUGGCCAACCGUGUAUAGGUGGCGUUUUCACCUAAAAGAGUCAGAGUUUCCAAUACAGGUUGUUAUUUAAGUAUGUACCAUAAUUUUAACAGAGUAAUUUUAUGACAAAAGAGUUCAUAUAAACAUAUAAAUAUCCUUUAACUAAUUUCAUUGGAACAAAUAAUUUCCAAAAGUAACUUUUCUCCAUAUUCGUUGUGGCGUCCAGAGAUAUGUAAUUAAGUGGACUUUUUUUUCUGAAAACUAAGCAAGAUACGUAACAAGACAAAAAAGUUGUAUUUGUAUUUGCUUCAUCCAAACUAACUAAGAUUAGUGACGUAUACUUUUGUCACAAAUACUCGUUCAGAUCCCGCCAAAUUUCAAC